AACCACGGAGGAGGAGGAAACGGGAGGCCGGGCCAGAGGAAUGCUACGUGUCUUGAAAGUCCCCUUUAAAGAGCCGUCGCUUACACUUCGAGUAUUGUUGCCUAAAGUUUGGAGACAAGAGCCGUUGCGUGAGACAGGACCAUCCGCUCCUUUCAACACUAAGGCCCGUGUCUGUUCACAAGUCUGUCGGCGGAUUUUUACGAAAUGUCCGGUGUGAAAAAGCUUCGUAAGGAUCUCGUGAGAUCAACCAAUGUGGUGUACCAGGCCCACCAUGUCAGCCGGAACAAGAGAGGGAAGGUCGUGGGCACAAGGGGGGGCUUCAGAGGCUGCACUAUCUGGCUGACUGGUUUGUCUGGUGCUGGGAAGACCACCAUUAGUUUUGCUCUGGAAGAAUAUCUCGUGUCCAACGGAAUUCCGUGCUAUUCGCUGGAUGGGGACAACAUUCGCCACGGCCUGAACAAGAAUCUGGGCUUCACUGACGCCGACCGCGAAGAAAACAUCCGUCGCGUUGCUGAGGUGGCCAGACUGUUCGCAGACGCUGGGCUUGUCUGCAUCACCAGCUUUAUUUCUCCAUUUACCAAGGAUCGUGAUGAAGCCAGAAGAAUCCACGUCAACGCAGGGCUUCCCUUCUUUGAGGUUUUUAUCCACGCGCCGCUUGACGUGUGCGAGGCCAGGGAUGUGAAAGGACUCUACAAGAAGGCUCGCGCUGGAGAAAUUAAAGGUUUCACCGGAAUUGAUUCAAACUACGAGCGUCCCGAGGCACCAGAGCUGGUACUGAAAACCGGAGAGCUCUCAGUGAAUGAAUGCCUCAACCAGGUGUUGGAGCUGCUCACAGAGCAGAAUAUUGUACCGAACGAAGUCAUGGACGACGUGAAUGACCUCUUUGUUCCGGAGAAUAAGCUGGAUCUUGCCGCGGCUGAAGCAAACACGCUUCCCACCAUCAGCAUCACCAAGUUGGACUUACAGUGGGUGCAGGUCCUGUCAGAGGGCUGGGCCAGCCCGCUGAAGGGCUUCAUGAGGGAGCGAGAGUUCCUCCAGGUCCUACACUUUGGAAGCCUGCUGGACGGUGGUGCCAUCAACAUGUCUAUUCCCAUCGUGCUGCCUGUCAACAGUGAGGUCAAACAGGAACUGGACGGCUCUGCAGCCGUAGCUCUGGAAUAUCAGGGCAAACGAGUGGCUAUUCUCAGGAACCCAGAGUUUUAUGUGAACCGCAAGGAAGAACGCUGUGCCAGACAGUGGGGAACCACGUGUCCACUGCACCCUUACAUCAAGAUGGUUAUGGAAGGAGGUGAUUGGCUUGUGGGCGGAGACCUGGAGGUGCUGGAGCAAAUCAAAUGGAAUGAUGGGCUCGACCAGUAUCGCCUUACGCCACAGGAGCUCAAGCAGAAGUUCAAAGAUAUGGAAGCAGAUGCCAUAUUCGCAUUCCAGUUGCGUAACCCGGUCCACAAUGGACACGCCCUCCUGAUGCAGGACACUAAGCGCCGUCUGCUCGAGAGAGGCUACAAGAACCCGGUACUCUUGCUGCACCCGCUGGGAGGCUGGACCAAAGAUGAUGACGUGCCUCUGGAAUGGAGGAUGAAGCAGCACGCCGCUGUCCUCGAGGAGGGCGUUCUGGACCCAGCUAACACUAUUGUUGCUAUCUUCCCCUCGCCCAUGAUGUACGCCGGACCCACAGAGGUGCAAUGGCACUGUCGAGCCAGAAUGAUCGCUGGGGCCAACUUCUACAUCGUCGGCAGGGACCCCGCCGGCAUGCCUCACCCUGAGACCAAACAGGACCUGUAUGAGCCCACCCAUGGAAGCAAGGUGCUCACCAUGGCCCCUGGACUCACCUCUGUUGAGAUCAUCCCCUUCAGAGUAGCAGCCUACAACAAGACUAAGAGGGCUAUGGACUUUUAUGACAAAGAAAGAAAUGCUGAGUUCGAGUUCAUCUCUGGAACCAAGAUGAGGAACUUGGCCCGCAGUGGAGAGAAUCCUCCUGAUGGUUUCAUGGCCCCCAAGGCCUGGAAGGUGCUGGUUGAAUACUACAGCUCUCUUCAGAAGCAGAAGUAAACAGUCAUCAGACUGUCAGUCCACUUUACUGAAAUUUUAUGUGGUUAGUUUUUAAUAGGGUGUAAAAUUUCUCACUUACAGUGGUGAAGUUAGUUGCUAUAUUUAAGAGGUCGGUUCUGUCUGGGCGGGGGGGGGUUUAGUUAUGCAAUUUUUUUUUACUCUGCUUUCAAACUGUAAAUGUAAUUUAUAACCUCCCGGUAUGUUGAUAUGCUUAUUAACUUAAAAAACGGUAUUUUGAUAAAUGAAUGUUUCCUCAAGAUGUUUUAUCUGUCGACAUUGAAAAAUAAUCCCACAAAAGGGAUCAUAUUUACAUGAAGAAUCCCUGUCGGGCGAUCUUUGGUUAACACUACCUACAGUGCCUGUUGGUUUCACAUACAUAGGUAUAUUUAAUUAUCAUGCGAUGAAUGUCAUCGCGAAACACAACAAUGAAUCAUUUUAAAAAUAAGAAGAAUGUGAAAGUGCCUUUCUCUGAUGUAUCAUCAUUUCUGUGAAAAAAAAUAUUUAAAGAAAAAUACCUGAAAAUGUAUUCUGGAAAGGCCUUCUGUGUUUGUAUGUUGUUUUAAAAUGGGCAUAUGCAUUAUUGUACUGAAGACAUAUCGAAAAUUAAAAUACAUAUGGUACAGUGUAA
Messenger RNA from Cynoglossus semilaevis (tongue sole), 2677 nucleotides. Its product is annotated as bifunctional 3'-phosphoadenosine 5'-phosphosulfate synthase 2-like. The record is from RefSeq and is a predicted model, not a curated record. Lineage: Eukaryota; Metazoa; Chordata; Actinopteri; Pleuronectiformes; Cynoglossidae. Gene Ontology annotation, molecular function: adenylylsulfate kinase activity; sulfate adenylyltransferase (ATP) activity; ATP binding. Gene Ontology annotation, biological process: 3'-phosphoadenosine 5'-phosphosulfate biosynthetic process; sulfate assimilation. The coding region runs from base 205 to 2049 and encodes 614 amino acids. The transcript has 12 exons.